This is a messenger RNA of Prunus avium (sweet cherry), 806 nucleotides long. RefSeq names its product protein NONRESPONDING TO OXYLIPINS 2, mitochondrial. The record is from RefSeq and is a predicted model, not a curated record. NCBI's taxonomy places the organism in Eukaryota, Viridiplantae, Streptophyta, Magnoliopsida, Rosales, Rosaceae.
AAAUUGAUGAUAUUCCCUAUUACCUUUUGGUAAUUUCCCCAAAAUGCAAAACCCCACUAGAGCCCUGGCUCUCUAGCUACUGUGACUGUUGUUCCCAAAACCCUAACUCUAUCAUUUCUCUGCUGUGUGCUCCAAUGGCCUCUCGCUGCAGAUCUUUUUCAAAGCCGGCUUUCUCUUUUCUCAAAUCCACGGUGAACAAGCCAACGGUCAAUCCCAGGCCUAUGUCUUCUCUCCCCACAACCCGCCCUUCUCUCACACACUCAAGGCCAACUCCUCAGUUGGGUUCUCUGCAAUCUUUACUUCCAUUUCACUCGGCGGUCUCUUCAGCUCGGCUCACGUCGUGCCUCGGCAUUGACUCGAGGAGCUCGAGGUCGUUGUCUCAGGGUAUGCUCGGUGCAAACCCAGGAGUUUGAUAUCUCCAAUGUUUUGUAUUUAUUAUCUAGCUGGGUCUCAGCGUGCCUCGAUAAGAGAUUGAAGUUGGAAGAUAGAGGCUAAAUGGAUCAGUCUCAUCACCCCUGUUAUCAGCAUGUCCUUUUCAUCAUCUAAUGGAGUUAAUUUUAACAGUUCUGUAUGCCGAGGAUACAGCUGCGAGAAUUGAAUUCUCUGUCUCGUUGCUAUAAUUGUUGAAAUUCUCCUUCAAAUUUCUUUUACCUUCCCUUUGAUUUUUCCUAUACUCUAUAUAUAUAGCAUCAAUGUACUACAUUGCUGUUCCUUUUAGUGGGAAAAAGAAAAAAGAAUAAUAAUGAUCUUUCUGUUUUUGCUAGAUUUCAAAGAGUAAUAAUAGUUGGCGUGUGUUCUAAGUUGCA